Messenger RNA from Nerophis ophidion (straightnose pipefish), 1748 nucleotides. RefSeq names its product 4-hydroxyphenylpyruvate dioxygenase a (gene hpda). The record is from RefSeq and is a predicted model, not a curated record. Gene Ontology annotation, biological process: L-tyrosine catabolic process. Gene Ontology annotation, cellular component: Golgi membrane; endoplasmic reticulum membrane. The transcript has 14 exons. Bases 93 to 1280 code for a protein of 395 amino acids. Gene Ontology annotation, molecular function: 4-hydroxyphenylpyruvate dioxygenase activity; metal ion binding; lactoylglutathione lyase activity. Lineage: Eukaryota; Metazoa; Chordata; Actinopteri; Syngnathiformes; Syngnathidae.
AACCACUAGGUCAGUACAUAUCGGCAACAGACAGACAAACACUGAUUUUGAUCUACCGGUAACUCUUGUUGAACUAAGGCCCUGAUCACAGCAUGACAACUUACACUGAUAAAGGGGAGAAGCCUGAAAGUGGAAAAUUUGUCAAGUUUCAUCAUAUCUCCUUCUGGGUCGGAAAUGCCAAACAGGCAGCGUCCUUCUACUGUAACAAAAUGGGCUUCGAGCCUUUGGCCUACAAGGGCUUGGAGACUGGCAGUCGAGAGGUGGUGUCACAUGUCAUCAGGCAAGAUAAGAUUAUAUUUGUGUUGGAAUCUCCACUGAAUCCUGGGAAUAAAGAGAUGGGCGAUCACUUGAUGAAGCACGGAGAUGGAGCCAAAGACAUUGCAUUCCAAGUGGAAGACUGCGACUAUUUAAUCAAGGUAGCCAAGGAGAGAGGAGCUGUGAUUGUGAAGGAGCCCUGGGUGGAGCAGGACAGCAGUGGGAAGGUCAAAUAUGCUGUGGUUCAGACGUAUGGAGAUACAACACACACAUUCAUUGAGUACCUGGGGCCCUACAAAGGUCUUUUUUUGCCCGGCUACAAACAACCACUGUUCAAAGAUCCUGUCUUAGCCAAACUCCCGCCAGUAGGUUUGAGAUUCAUUGAUCACGUUGUGGGAAACCAGCCAGAUGACCAAAUGGUGCCAAUUUCAGACUGGUAUCAGAGGUGUUUGAUGUUCCAUCGGUUCUGGUCCAUAGAUGACAAGCAGAUCCACACAAAGUACAGUGCACUCAGGUCCAUUGUGGUCACCAAUUAUGAAGAAACCAUUAAGAUGCCAAUCAAUGAACCUGCUGUGGGAAACAAAAAGUCACAAAUACAGGAAUAUGUUGACUACAACGGAGGCCCAGGCGUUCAGCACAUUGCCCUCAACACAUUAAACAUCAUUCAAGCUAUUGUCAACCUGCGCGCCCGAGGGAUGGAGUUCCUCUGCGCCCCUGAUGCCUACUAUGACAACCUGCGAGAGAGGCUGAAAAGCGCCACGAUAAAAGUGAAGGAGGACCUCAACCGUUUACAGGAAUUAAAAAUCCUGGUUGACUUUGACGACAAGGGGUAUCUCCUCCAAAUCUUCACCAAACCUGUGCAAGACCGGCCCACACUCUUCUUGGAGGUCAUCCAGAGGAACAACCACUUUGGUUUUGGGGCAGGAAACUUCAAGUCUCUCUUUGAGGCCAUCGAGAAGGACCAGGACGCCAGAGGCAACCUCACAGUGCUGACAGCAGAAGGUCAGGCUGAGGCUUUCUACUGAUCCUCUGGAUCAACAUCUACAAAACAAAAAUUCUUGAAGCAUUUGGAAGCGUGUAUAUUAGAAAGCAGCAUUGAGGUCUGUCACAACUUUGCAGAGUGGAUGGGACAAUGAAUAAAUGAAUGUCACAUACACAAUCGUUGAUGUGUUUGGGGUUUAAGGAUGAUUGUUUGCCUUCUGGCCGCUGACUUUAGUGCCUGAUGCAAUACUGCAGGGUCCGAAUGUGUACACCACGGCCCAAGAAACAUACACACACACACACACACAAUAUCAGUACUCAUAUGUUAUGCAACAAAAGUACUUUAUUAUUAUUGUUUUGUAUAUUCAUGAGAACCAGCGUUACAUGCAGUGGACAUUUCAUUUUGGUUUAUUUUGCCAGAGUCAAAACAUUCGGAAAAAAAUAGCGGGAGUGCUCUACUGUUCUUUAAAAAACUGCAGUAGUCAAAGACCAUCUUCAUGGGUGUCAAACUU